This is a messenger RNA of Harpegnathos saltator (Jerdon's jumping ant), 3684 nucleotides long. It is a transcript of the gene Ube4A, whose product is annotated as Ubiquitination factor E4A. Lineage: Eukaryota; Metazoa; Arthropoda; Insecta; Hymenoptera; Formicidae. The coding region runs from base 165 to 3290 and encodes 1041 amino acids. Gene Ontology annotation, molecular function: ubiquitin-ubiquitin ligase activity. Gene Ontology annotation, cellular component: cytoplasm; ubiquitin ligase complex; nucleus. The record is from RefSeq and is a predicted model, not a curated record. Gene Ontology annotation, biological process: protein polyubiquitination; ERAD pathway; ubiquitin-dependent protein catabolic process. The transcript is spliced from 14 exons.
CACGAUAAUGACCAAGCAUCCCGAGUGACACUUAGUGACACCAGAGAUAGCGUAAGAAAUAGAUUUCCUGGCGCAUUAUGCUAGCAACGGUGAAAAGUGUCGACUCAGUGGUUUAAUUAUGUGCGUCGUCACGGAAAUUUCGCUGUAAAGGAGAAACUACAAUCAUGUGCGACAACGUGAAGGGAAAUCCAUUCGCUGGACUGUUUUCAUCGGUUAAUGAAGCUAUCUCGUUUUCCUCGCAACAUCAAGCGAACGACGAUGAGAGCAGCAACGCUAAUUACGUGGAACAAUCGUCGGACGUAAUCAAGGAUGAGCCUUACAAUGUGAUGGAGUCAAGAAUCUUAGAUGUUAAAGACAAAAUUGAUCAGCUGAUGGCAGAUGUGUUUGGCUUGGCACUGCACUCAGACAGCAACAAUGUUGUUCAAAAAGCUCUGAUUUUCAUUGAUACCGAUUCGAUUGAACAUGCUGUUUUCGAGCGCUUAAUGCUACCAAAUCCAGCAGCUAAAAUGACAUACAAUCAAUACAACUGCAAAGCUCCUUCUGAUAGUCAUAUCGUUCAAGCACAAGUUAUACCUUAUCUGUAUGAGAGCUACUGCCGUUUAAAGCAAUACAACGCGAAAAGUGGUUUAGAAGAUAUCAUAAGAGAUGCUUGCCAAAUUGUGCUGAGAAAUGCCAACACAGCUUUACAAGAGCCAGAUUUAUUUCAGAGUCAGGAGGUUCAUAAUCAGUUUGUUGCUUUAUUCAUGGAUGAUGCUGUAGCCAAAACAGAAUUGUUCUCAUUUGUCAGUGGCAUAAUAGAAGAAUUAAUAGCAGCAAAUGAAGGAAGCAAUAUAGAUGAUAUAGUUUCAGUAUCAUUUAAACCUAUUCUAUAUAUCAUUCAUAGAGAUGCAGAUGAUUGUAAUCUUUUUACCUUCCGUCAUCAGUGGUUUGCCUUGCUGCACAUGUUUUCCACAAUCGAACUAUUAGCAAAAUUAAUAAUACACUGUAGCAUACCAAAGACAGAACGAGGUAGCUCGUAUGAAGUUAUGUUCCUAGGUGUUUUCUUCAGAAUAAGCUGUUUACCGAUAGCAAAGCGGGCAUAUGGUUUCUUUGAUAAACCUCUGCAGCAAUCAAACAUUGCCAUGGAAGGUAGCAUAUGGACAGCCAUGGAUACUCUGAGCGAACACUUGCACAAGAUUUUCCAUUCCUUGCUAAAAUGUUCGACGGAAACUCGACACUUGACUCUGCAAUGGUUAGGUGAUUGUCUCCACGCAAACAGAAAUAGGGGAAGACUUUGGAACUCUCACAUUGACAUGGGAUUAGCCCCGUUACUGUGCGUUUCCGAUGGUUUCAUGCUAAAUGUCGGCAAUGUUUUGCUGCGUCUUUGUCAACCGUUCUGUGUUAAAUCGAACGACGAUAAAAUACCGAAAAUAGAUCCUACAUACUGCAGUGCUGAGGCAAAAGAUGAAGCUGAUGCUCUGCAACGUGGCAUACAUAUGAAAGGACUGAGCUCGGAGACAUGUCUGAUACCAAUUCCAGAGGGCGAAAGUCGACCAACAGCAGAUUCAUUUGGAUUCAUAACUGAAUGUUUCUUUCUCACGCAUCGUGCAUUAGAUCUUGGCUACAGAGUUAUACUCGACAAGUUUUUAAGGACAAAUCAAGAUUUGGCCAGGAUACAAAGAACCUACAACGACGCUCGAACAGGCGGCAGUUCCGAGGUGCUGGACCUUAUAACGCAACGGAUGGAAAGCGAAAUGACAAAGUACUUAGCGCUCAAAGCGAGCCUCCUAGUGCCAGAAAUGUUGCAACAUCUGGCGAGAUUUCACGCGAUGACGGCAUUCUGGCUGAUACAAGUGAAUAUACAUGACGUGAACGAUGAGGAAGACAAACAAAAUUUCGCGCCGAAGCAAUGCAAGUCUGUUACAUUCCCGCUGUCAGAGGCUGUUCCGACUACACUAAGGUGCAUUCCCGAGUUCGUGGUAGAAAAUACCAUCGAGUUCUUGUGUCUCCUGCGUCGCCUGAAUCCAAACACAUUUGAGGAACAAGGCCCGAGUUUCCUGAAUCCGAUCCUGACAGAGCUUAUAGUUCUGAUGGAGUCUCAGCAUCGUUUGUACAAUCCUCAUCUGCGCGCGCGUUUGGCCGAGGGUUUGGAGGCGCUUUUGCCUAUUAUAGCAACCGAGACCUUAGAGGCAGCGACGCCGAACUUAGGAACAUUCCGCAGGAAGCAACUAUUCGUUACUCACCCACACAGGCAACAAAUAAUUGCGCAUCUGCUGCACGUAUUCGUGAGCAUCGAGAUGACGGGGCAAAGCGUACAAUUCGAGCAAAAGUUCAAUUACCGUCGUCCAAUGUACAUCGUUAUGGACUAUCUGUGGAGAGUUCCCGAACACCGUAAUAAUUUCAUUGUUUUAGCUCAAGAAGCGGAGGACAAUAUGGAGGCAGUCCAACCACCGUUGUUUCUGCGUUUCAUCAAUCUUUUAAUGAACGACGCUGUAUUCCUUUUAGAUGAAGCUCUAUCGAAUAUGGCACAGUUGAGACAGAUGCUUCAAGCGAGGGAAAGCGGAGAAUGGAAUAAGCUGCCACCAAAUGAGCGCGAUCAGCAAGCUGGCUAUCUUCAACACAUUGGUAUGAUCGCUCGCUUCGACAACAUAUUGGGCAAGAAAACCAUACAGGCGAUAAAAAUGCUGACCAGUGAGAUCAAGUCCAUCUUUUGUCAUCCAACCAUGGUGGAUCGUAUCGCUUCUAUGCUCAAUUAUUUACUGUUGCAAUUAGUGGGGCCGAAUAAGAAGAAUCUGAAGGUGAAUGAUCAAAAAGAAUAUGCAUUCAAUCCUGCGAAUUUGGUGCUGAACAUAUGUGAGAUUUACAUCAAUUUAAGUAAAAACGAAAGUUUCACAUUAGCUGUGUCGCAAGACGGACGUUCUUACAGUCCAGAACUUUUCAAACUCGCGGAUAAUGUGCUCAUUCGUAUCGGUGGUGUUGGCAUCUUGGGAGAUUUGAAUCAAUUUGCCAAGAGUGUAGAAAAGGCCGCGAAUCAGAAACGAGAAGAGGAUGAAAUUCUGACAGGUGUUCCUGACGAAUUCCUCGACCCGAUUAUGUCCACUGUUAUGACAGAUCCUGUCAUUCUGCCAUCGUCGCGAAUAACCAUCAAUCGGCAGACUAUAGCAAGACACUUGCUGAGCGAUCAAACUGAUCCUUUCAAUCGAUCACCGCUUACGAUGGACAUGGUGAAGCCGGAUAUAGAACUUCAGCAAAAAAUACAAAAGUGGAUUUCGCAAAAGAAACAAGAAAAAUCGCAAGGAACUAAUUCAUAAUUUAUUGUCAAUUUUAUUACAAUAAUACAAUGUUGUAACUUAAGUAUAUGAUCUCUGAGAGACAGAUUAUAAAAACGAUAAAAUUAGUAACAAUUGUUGUAUUUGUAUUGCUGAGCAAACUUUGGUCUAGAAAUAAUCAUGGAAAUAAUUAUUAUGGUCUAUUAGAUAUAUGUCAAAUAUACAAAAAAUGAUACAUAAAGUAGUUUGCAUUUCACCGCACAACACGUUAUUUUUUACAUGCUUUAUUGAGAUCUUAUUGCUUGGUAUUCGAUUUGUUUAUGAACAGCAAUUUUGUACACAAAUAAUAUAAAUUACAAUACAAUGUAAUUAUGUACAGAAUUAUAAACGAAAAUAGCUGUUAUGGUAAUAACAAUUAUCGGUUGAUACAAUGAAA